Polyodon spathula (Mississippi paddlefish) is the source of this 2118-nucleotide messenger RNA. RefSeq names its product alpha-N-acetylneuraminide alpha-2,8-sialyltransferase-like. Gene Ontology annotation, molecular function: alpha-N-acetylneuraminate alpha-2,8-sialyltransferase activity. NCBI's taxonomy places the organism in Eukaryota, Metazoa, Chordata, Actinopteri, Acipenseriformes, Polyodontidae. The record is from RefSeq and is a predicted model, not a curated record. The transcript has 5 exons. Bases 546 to 1559 code for a protein of 337 amino acids. Gene Ontology annotation, biological process: oligosaccharide metabolic process; N-glycan processing.
AUCUCAUUAGACUGUGCUGUAGCAGGUCGCGUUGGCAAAAACGCUUAGUUCGGAGGAAAGGGUGCUUCAGCUCCGUUCUAGUCAUUUUCACAGUAUUUCACAGAAAGCGUUGGGCCGGAUUGUGAUUAAAUAUAUCAGAAAUAUCAGCAAGAAACGAUGGGGCAGCUGAGUCUAUGGCAACAUGUUUCAAGAACUCUUGAGGCUGAUGAAGAGGACUGCAGUGGUUUUGCACACCCAGGGAAGGAUAUCUUUGAAUGAAGCAGUACAGAUGAAGCUGAUUAAACUGGAAACCGUGUUGUCCUUUCAGUGUAUUAGCAGCUAAGAUGAGCAAAGCAGGAGCAUCGAUGAGACUAAGGACUGGAAAAUUCCACUGAAUCUGGCAAUUUAAUUUCACGCCCAAAAGGAUACAACUUCUUGGACCGUCACUACUGAUUUCCAUAAAUUGAGGAAUUUUCCCGUUCCAUUGAGAUAGUAAAACACAACGUUAGGUUAAUCUGCAGUAAUAAUCGAAUGCUUUAAAAAAAAAAAAAAACAGUAUUCCAAAUAUGAUGAUAAAAACGAUUCCAAAAUGCCCCAGAACCAAGUUGCCUGUGGGGGCUGCCCUGUGUGUAUUUGUGAUCUGCUGGUUGUACAUCUUCCCAGUUUUCAGGCUUCCCAGCGAGAAAGAGAUUCUGAACGAAGUACUGCGACAGAGAAAACUAUGGAAGAAAAACCAAACAGGAAUCGCAAUAUACAGGAAGCUAAUGGAGGAGUGCUGUGAUCCGAGGAACCUCUUUGCAGUGACAAAGCAGAACACUCCACUGGGAAAGAACCUUUGGUAUGAUGGAGAGUUAUUCCACUCGCUCACAGUCAACAAUGACACCUACUCUCUAUUCAUAAAGGAGAGCCCAUUGCAGAUGCCCUUGAAGAGGUGCUCUGUAGUCGGCAACGGUGGAAUCCUGAAGAACAGUGGCUGCGGUAAACACAUUGAUCAAACCUAUUUCAUCAUGAGGUGCAAUCUCCCCCCGCUCUCCAAGCAUUACACAGAGGAUGUUGGGACCAAGGCACACUUGGUGACAGCCAACCCCAGCAUUAUUGAAAAUAGAUUUCAGAACCUGCUUUUAUCCAGGAAAGCGUUUGUGGAAUAUGUCAAAGCCUAUGAUUCAAGCUUCAUCUACAUGCCUGCUUUUUCCAUGAAGCCUGGAACUGACCCCUCUAUACGAGUUUACCACACUCUGUCUGACGUCAGUGCCAACCAGACCGUCCUUUUUGCCAACCCAGACUUCUUGAGGAAUGUGGGGAAGUUCUGGAAGAGCAGAGGGAUCCAUGCCAAGCGUCUAUCCAGUGGCAUGUUCCUUGUCAGCUUGGCUCUUGGACUUUGUGAUGAAGUGACACUCUAUGGCUUUUGGCCUUUCUCGUUCGACUUGCAGGAGAGGUUUAUAAGCCAUCACUAUUACGAUAAUGUUAUGCCUUUUUCUGGAUUCCACGCCAUGCCAGAGGAAUUUCUUCAGCUUUGGCAUCUCCACCAAAGCGGCACUUUACGAAUGCAGGUUGGCCAGUGCAAUGAGGAAAUGGGCUAGCCCUGUGACCCUGAGCUAGACCUUGCCUUCUCAUUGCAUCUUAUCAUGGAGAACAAGCACUGGCAUUUCCUUUGGACAUAUUUCUUCAGUUGAUAAGGGCAGGUCAUUUUAAUGAGUGAGAGUGUGACUUUUUACAAUUCCUUUUUUUAACGGUGAAUGCAAUUUGUGGGAUCAUGUAAAAAAAAAAAAAAAAAAAAAAAAAAAGAAAACUGAGGAAAUAGCUCGUUCUGCACUGUACAAGGACUGGAUUUUAGCUAGUACAUUGUUAUUGCAACUCUUUCCAAGAUUGUCCCAGAGACAUCAAUCUGAACAAGUGGUUACAACAGUCUUUUUCAAACAGUAUAUACAGUACUGUACACACAAACAAAUCCCAAGACACCAGCAACAGUAAUACGUAGCAAAGUAAACUAAUAGCGAAUCUCAGAAAGCUUUGUCUUAAAAUUGAGUAUAAGCUUUCAGAUUUAACAUAGUCAGAAAUAGGGGGGAAAGAUAUGCAAAUGAAUAAGUACCAAUGUCCAUUUUAUAUCAUGUGACAACGGAAGUAUAGCAAUCCUUCUGG